Molecule: messenger RNA, 882 nt
Organism: Serinus canaria (Common canary)
Lineage: Eukaryota; Metazoa; Chordata; Aves; Passeriformes; Fringillidae
Gene: FFAR4
Product: free fatty acid receptor 4
Exons: 3
Coding region: 1-882 (293 amino acids)
Biological process (GO): G protein-coupled receptor signaling pathway
Cellular component (GO): membrane
Molecular function (GO): G protein-coupled receptor activity
Source: RefSeq, a predicted model, not a curated record
AUGCCCGUGUCCAGGGGCACAACAGAAGGGAACAAGACCUAUUUCCCCUUCUUCUCGGACUUCAGGGGCAACAAUGUGACGGCCCUGCGCAUCGGCGAGUCAUGUGCCCUGGCCUUCAUCUUCCUGCUGUCGUUGGCGGGAAACAUCUGGGGCAUCUGCCUGCUGGUGAGGCGGCACCGCCGGCUCUGCGCCGCCAACUGCCUCGUCCUCAACCUCUUCUGCGCAGACCUGCUCUUCAUCACUGCCAUGCCCUUCAUCGCCGUCGUGCGCUGGACCGAGUCCUGGGUGCUGGGCAACUUCGUUUGCCACCUGCUCUUCUACGUGGUGAGCCUGAGCGGCACCGUCAUCCUCCUCUCCCUGUCGGCCGUCAGCUUGGAGCGCGUCGUCAGCAUCGCCCGGCUGCGCCAUGCCGCCUUCCGCCGCCGCAAGAUGCUGGCAGCCGCCUUGCUCCUCAUCUGGGGCCUCUCUGCCCUCGCCACCCUCCCGCUCUGUUGCUUCUUCACCGUGGUGCGGCUGCCUGCCCCCGCCGGCCAGGACAUUCAAAUUUGCACCCUGGAUUGGCCCAGCACUGCAGGAGAAACAGUCUGGGAUACGACCUUUGCUAUUGUUUUCUUUCUGAUACCAGGAUUCAUCAUUGUCAUCAGUUACUCCAAAAUCUUACAGGAAGCAAGCAGAACUGAACUGGAGAAUGUCUCAAUCCCUGAGUCAUUCCCAAGAGCAGACUCACUCUCACUUUUUGAGAAUGCUCCAUUAUGCCAAUGCACACAUGGCACGAUUCUCAGUAUUGCUGGAAGCAGUGCCAAGCAUUCAUGUAUUCAUGUUACAACAUUGAUGAUGAUGAUGAGGAGGAUGAUGAAGACUGUUUACAGAGACAAGACCUGA